GGUUCGGAGCCUCCAGGUCGGUAACACCGUCUCUCGUGCGCUCUCGUCAGGUGACACUUAACCCGGAGACUGUGUGCGUGUGCGCGCGGCGGAGAGCUCUGAUUUACCGCGGGGCAGGAGCGCUCGGGCAGCUGCGGGUCCGGCCGGAGCUGAAGCUGCUGGUCUGAGUCUUCUACUUCUUCUCGGCCCCUUGGCGAUCCACAGUGGACGGGAGGUGAGAUCUCCAGCCGGAGACAGCGACGGCACGCGGACCGCAUUUCUGCUCUCCGUAUCUCUUCACCGUUUAUUCUCCGCUCUUUACAUUUUUACUCUGCGCACGCAGCGUUGCCUCCUCUCUGGGAAAUUCGGCGCGAGUUGGAGAAACUGUCCCCUGCGCGGAGCGGAGUUGAGUCGGAGGAAGAUUGUUCGUGGCACAGGCAGAAUUAUUGCGGAUUUUCACUGACUAUUCACUAGUUUCAGAAGAACUGUUGUUUUUGUUUUUUAUUAAUUCAAGCGAGUGAAGCGUGAGCGUUCAGUGCAGAGUAAACGAUCUGAGUGUUAAAACGCGAUCUGAUCAAGAAAUCGCUUUUUUUUAGAAGAAGAGACCUGAAAUUUAGUUUUAUUAUAAACUAUAAAAAGGACGGAGCUACAUCUGUGCGGAAAGAAGUGGUCUCUCAUCCCUUCACGAGCACAGCGUUUCACCAACACAUCCAUCAGAACCUUUACACCCGAGCCAGGAGGGACUGUAAUCGAUUUAGCUUCAUCGGAGUUGAAGAGCAAAUAUGCCGCAGGUGGAAAUGAUCCUCCUCCUCAUCCUCAUCAUUGGGAUGUGCGUGUACGGCCAGGACCCGGCUUCCAAGGUGGUGUCCGACCGCUACGCCGUCUACUGGAACCGGACCAACCCCAAGUUUUACCGGGGUGAUUACCACAUUGAUGUCUGCAUCAACGACUACCUUGACGUCUACUGCCCGCACUACAUUGGCCCGGUCUCUGACGAGCGGGCUGAGCGCUACGUCCUCUACAUGGUGAACUACGAUGGCUACAGCUCCUGUGACCACACUGCCAAGGGUUUCAAACGUUGGGAGUGCAACAGGCCUCUGUCACCAAACGGACCGCUCAAGUUCUCUGAGAAGUUCCAGCUCUUUACUCCCUUCUCCUUAGGCUUUGAGUUUCGUCCUGGCAGAGAGUAUUAUUAUAUCUCCUCUAUCACUGACGACAAGGGCAGAAGGAGCUGCCUUCGACUCAAAGUCUUCGUCAGGCCCCAAAACAAUUGUGUGAAAAACUCUGGGAGCGUGCAGGAAGGGGUCGAUUUUGACGACAACAGUCACAACUCCCUAGAACCCAGAGACGGCAUCGGCCACGAGUCACCAGAGCCAGCUCGAAGGGAUGUGAAUUCUGUUGGUCGGUGCCAGACUUCAGUCCUCCUGCUCAGCUCCGCCCUCAUACUCCUGGCUGCCAUCUUGUCUUUAUAGCGCCUAUAGUCUGAGGAAUCCCCCCAAGAAUGGACUGUCCUGAUUGGACCACAGGCCGGCCUACCCUUCAACCCCUCCCCUGAAGGAGCACUUUUAAAAAAAAAAAAAAAACACUGACAAACUCUCUCAGUGAAAAGAGAGAGAAAGGGACUUCAAUGCUGAAGCCUUUGUUGUUUGACUUUGACUUUGAAAAAUGCCAACUAGUGUGAUUCUUGACUUUUCUGGUGGGUGCUGAUACUCGAGGCACCCCAAGGUGAAAGAGUCUCUUACCUGUUCGCCUUGCUACUGUUCACAGUAUGCAGAUAUAACACAUUUAUUUGUGUUGAAGAGAAGCACACAUACUUGCUUUUAAACAUAUACAAACAUUGAACACAAACUACACAAUCAGUACACUCUUAAGCUUGAAUGGCAAAGAAGCACAGCAGGAUCCCUCAAAAGUUUACAUACUUUCAACAUUGUGUGUUCAGGAACAUCACGUAACACCCCUGACAUGUAACAUGAUUAAUUCUCACGUGAAAGUGGAAAAGGUUUCAAAGAAGAUCUGGGAGCGACACAUCAGAUCACAAGCCAACGCAAAGGAAAAACAAGAAGGAUGUUGUUGCUAGGAGACUGUUGCCAAGGGCAAAUGGAGUUACAGGACAGGCCUUUGAUGACUUAACCUUCCUCUCAGGUUAAAAAGGAUGCAUGGUCUCAGACUGUGGAGGACCCUUGUAAAGAGUAAAAACAAGAAAAUUUAAAGAAGCACUCUUCUUUUAGUGUUUGGAUAGGGGCGAUUUAAUGAUUGAUUAAUGUAUUUGUUUUUUAAUAAAUCACGUAAUUCAAUUGUAGCAGCCAACACGGGUGUACAGUAAAAUAUUUGAAGGGAGCCUAGAAGUCAACAUGGUAUUUUGCAAGGCGACAUGUAUUUUCCUAUUUAUUGUGAAGUCCUCGUGCUUUUUUCUGUUCUGGUUUAGUCUGUAGGUACAGUAGAAAGGCAAUAAAAAACUACACUUACCCAUUAAAGUUACUCCAUAUUACACACAGUUCAUCUGAUACAAUCAACAACAAACAAAAACACUGAGUAUAGAUUAUGUAUCUGUUUGGAUCGAUUGCUGAGGAUGGUUUUUAAUUGUUUUUUAACGAAGUCCAGGAAGAAAAAAAAGUCUGAUGUGCUAUCAGGACGUAGAAAUCGUAGAAUAUUUGUGUUUUGAAUCUGUCAUUAACGAAUGUCACAAAUGUAGUUUUACUAUUACACUAUUGCUUUUGUGAAUCACUGUCAUACACGACUAUUGUAUAUAGAGAAAAAGAUUCCUACAAAGUUCAGGGAUGUGUCCAUGCUUAACAUGAGGUAAAAAAAAAAAAGAAUGAUUAUAGUCUUUUUUUUUCUUAUCUUUUUUUUUAAUCGAGGGGGUUACUCUUCCUUGAAUAAAGCAGCACAAGUUUUCUGUGGCUAAAGAUGUUUCCGUGAGACAGUGACCAAGUUAUAGAGGAGGUGGUAGUAGUGUGUAUGUGGGGGUCCGGGGUUACGUGUGAUGUCUUUGAUGUCGUGUAAAGUGGCAUCUGUACAGAAAAUACACCAGGGGCACCCUCGCACCGGUUAUUUCUGGAAUGAAAAAUCGACCAUCAGGAGAGCUGGAAUAAACAGAGCGAGGUGUCCUGUUAUCUCUGGGGCAAACUGAAACUCUACCACCAGUAGACCUUAGAGAGGGAAAGAGAGGGAGAGUGAGAUAUGAAGCUUUGUGAGGCUCCUGCUGAGAUCAAUACACGUGGUCUUCUUCUUCUUUCUUUUAAUUUUUUGUGUAAGCAAAUACAUGCGGUAAACAUAUCCUCCCCACCCGUCAAUUGCAGCAACACUGUUACCUUCACAUGCACUCUUUGCCAAAUGAAACCACAGCCUUGCCAGUUUUACAGCUGAAAUAGAAGCUCUGUAGUACCUGCUUGUUUGGUAGAGUGCAAAGGAGUAUAGGACCACUUUUGGGCGGAAAAAACACCUCAGAUCGAGAUUAAAGUCAUCAUUUGAUAUAAAAACCAUAAUGAGAAGAGUCAGAAUUUUGAAAAGCAAAUAUAUUAGCAGAAUAAAUUUGAAUUUUACAAGAAAAGUAAUAAUAUAAGGAGAAUAAAACAACGCUGUAAUGAGAAAGCCUUAAUACUUUGGCAGUAAAGUUGUAAUUUUACAAGAAAAAUAAUGAUGAUGUGCGAGAAUAAAAAUUGAAUUUUAGAACAAAGUCUAAAGUAUAACAUCAUAAAUUUAAGAAAAAAAUCACAUUAUUACAAAAGUCAAGUUGUACUUUUACGAUAAUAAGUCAAAAUAUUAUAAGUAUAUAGCUGUAAUUUCAUGUAAAAUAGUAGGUAUACAAGAUAAAAAAUUAAUUUUCUAAGCAAACAUCAGAUUUUUAAUUCCCUUAACAGUGGCCCUAAUACUUUGUCACAGUAGCGAGACUGCUCGGUGUCAGGGAGGUCAAGCCCGAACUACUGAACAUAAAACUCUGGUGAUGUCAUCCAGAUGUCAUUAGGGACAGUUUUUCAGACUUUUGACAUUUUCACGGGCUGAAUUCUACUCUCCGUGACGCAAACUGAUGAGUUAACUCAGUGGAGCGCCCCUUUGAAUAGUAACUCACGCUCUCAGUUCACAAAUAAUUCGACAAGUUUGUGUUGAUAUUUCUCUCGUUCAGAUUUGCAGCAUUAUUACCUUCACCUCUCGAAAUCCUCCUCAAUACCAACCUUGUAUCACAUGAUCCCAGACUUUUAUUUGCUCUGUUUCACAGAUAAAUACCUAAGGAGCCUUCUCGUAUCUCAGUAUGAAAUCUGUAUAAACAUGUCAUUAAAUCUUAGCUGAGAAUGCUGGGGAGAUUUAAAAAAAAAAAAAAAAAAGGCGAUUACACUCUUAGCUUGAGGAAAUUUUGUCCCACAAGUUAAUAAUUGGAGCAUGUUGAGGGUGAGAAUUGCUUAGUUUUGGAAUAAUUUUUCAUUUGAGGGCACAAAUUACUACUUUAUCAAAAAGCUUUUCCUCCUGACACCUCUCAGCCUUCAUUAAUUUUUGUCUGGCCAACGAUAAAAGUCCACUGUCACUGAACUCAUUGCCUCUAUCCACGCCACAAUGAGAAAAACCAGUCAGUAAGUUUUGUGGAUACUAUGUAUCCAACAAUUAGCCUGUUGUAACAUACAGUGUAAGAUACCUUCUCUUUUUUUUUUCCAACACCUCUUUUUUAGGGCGAUUUAACUGACACAUUAAUGUUCUUAGCAAGAAAGAAAAGUCAAUGUUUGAUAUUAAGACAACGCUUUAUUUCAUUUUAUAUGUCUUUUAUAUGAAAUAGAAAAAAAACAGGAUCGACAUUGCACCCAUUAUGGGUAAAUGUGUCGAACAUGCAGUGUGGUUGGGUUACAAUCAUGGAUCAAAGAGCCUGAAGAAAAGAACAGAUGGAUCUCCAAGAGCUUGAAAAUCUAUUUUCCCUCCUCUAAAAAAAAAAACAACUGCCUUUGUUCAUUGUAUUGUUGCAUCCAAAGUGUCUUCAAGGUGCAGUCUGAUCUUUGUUUCCAUGGUCUCUCGCUAAUCUUCACCUCCAGCUGUUUCCAAGCCAAGCUGCGGUUAAGUUUGCCGUGACGAUGUUGCAGGAUUUAGGAAAUGCGAUUGACUUUUACUGGUGUUGAAACUUGAUUUUUUUGUCCAUGGCAGCAGGAGAUAGGCUGUUUCCACAUCAAAUUUUGAUGUCUCAUGUUUUUUGAACAAACUGUGCUACGAAGAGGGUGGGUAAUGUGUUCUAAGGACUUCUAAUUCACCUGAUUUUGGUACCCUGUAGCCUGAAGCUAACAGCACUGUGUCCCUGGCUUGCAGCAUCUGUUCUCUCCAUCGUCUGUAUCCUAAAAAAGGAUGUGUGCUUUUGUCUGUGCAUCUAGCAUUGGGAACGUUUUGUUACUUUAGCCACAGCUGUGUUUUUUUCCCAACGAAGACGUGGAUGUGCCACAAAACUGCACAUUUCUUUUAACAUUGUAGUAACUGUACCUUGUGCCUAUAUGAGCCCCAUCCUCUCCUGUACUCAUCUAAACUAUUCUACUGUCUGUUUCCUGCUCAGUUCCUCACUAGACUUUUCUACAAAAAGACUAUUUCUUUGUAAAUACACGUGUUGGAGCAGCUAUGACUAACUAAAACA
Xiphias gladius (swordfish) is the source of this 5578-nucleotide messenger RNA. Its product is annotated as ephrin-A5b-like. Lineage: Eukaryota; Metazoa; Chordata; Actinopteri; Istiophoriformes; Xiphiidae. Gene Ontology annotation, biological process: axon guidance; regulation of actin cytoskeleton organization; ephrin receptor signaling pathway. Gene Ontology annotation, cellular component: plasma membrane; external side of plasma membrane. Gene Ontology annotation, molecular function: ephrin receptor binding. The record is from RefSeq and is a predicted model, not a curated record. The transcript is spliced from 5 exons. The coding region runs from base 762 to 1451 and encodes 229 amino acids.